Olea europaea var. sylvestris is the source of this 2410-nucleotide messenger RNA. RefSeq lists its product as uncharacterized. The record is from RefSeq and is a predicted model, not a curated record. Lineage: Eukaryota; Viridiplantae; Streptophyta; Magnoliopsida; Lamiales; Oleaceae. Gene Ontology annotation, biological process: protein N-linked glycosylation. Gene Ontology annotation, molecular function: alpha-(1->6)-fucosyltransferase activity. Bases 620 to 2101 code for a protein of 493 amino acids. The transcript has 8 exons.
AGUGGGAAUCAAUGCUUUGGACUUAAGACAAUUUCAUGAUAAUCAAUUCACUUUAUCCAAUGGCAUCCUUUCUGUGCAAGUAACUCCCAAUUUCUUGUUGACGUGAAGUUGAUGGCCAUUUUUUCAAGUUGUGUUAGUUACUAAUGUGUUCUAGAAUGAUGGGUAACACUUGGCUUUCUUAUAUGGUCAUGAUAAGAAUUUAGGAAUUACAAUAUUGGAAAAACAGUAAAUUUUAGUCAGUAGUGGUCCAGAGACAGAGCAUGAAAACUGACAAUUUUGAAAAUAUGUGAACAAAAGAUAACCAUUAUAUAGAUUUCUACUGUUUAGUAGCAAACCUUUGAAAUUUCUGCUUGCUACAACGUAUUUAGUUUGUUUACUGUUAGUCCUUAGAAUCUCCUUCGGGCUCCUUAAAUCCUUAAUAGUUUUCUCCUUUUUUGAUUUUUAAAUUAAUUUUGUUGGGAUAUGAGAACCUGAGGCCAAUCUGUUCCACAACUUUCAGAUUUGACUACGAGUACUUCAAUCACUGUUGGGUGGAUUAACAAAUAAUGCAUUACUUUGUUAUGUGGUAGAUGUUACAGGUGGAGAUAUUAAUGUGAUACGUAGAGAAAGAGAGAUAAUUAUGCGUUCACGGGAAAGUACUAGCCCUGGAACGGACGAGAAAGUGUCUUCACUAUAUUCUGCAUGGAGUGAUUUACUUGGUAAAUCAAUAGAUGAGAAUGGUCAAUUCUCCCAGUGGACCAUUUUGAGAAAAUCCAAUGUACCAAAAGCCCCUCACUUGGAGAACUGCAAGUUGAGUGCAGAAGUAAAACAACGUCUUGAUAGGCGACUUCAAAAUGAGUCUUUCCCGCCUUGGACAAUUUGGAAAGGACAGUUGGAUGACUUCCCACUGUCUAUAACUGAUGAUCAGCUGAAGAACUACAGGGAUCAGAUGAUAUCUGAAGGAUCUUAUCCUCCUUGGAUCACGGGAUCUGAUGAAGAAAACUACCCACUUACCAGGAAAGUGCAACGUGAUAUAUGGCUUCAUCAGCAUCCAGUGAACUGCAGUGAUCCUAGUGUAAGGUUUCUAGUUGCCGACUGGGAGAGAUUGCCUGGAUUUGGUAUUGGAGCACAAGUUGCCGCAAUGUGCGGUCUUCUUGCUAUUGCAAUUAACGAGAAAAGGGUUCUUGUCACGGGCUACUAUAACAGAGCUGACCAUGAUGGCUGUAAAGGUUCAUCACGCUCUAGUUGGUCUUGUUAUUUCUUUCCUGAAACAUCCCAGGAAUGUAGGAAUCGUGCAUUUGAGCUAAUGAAAGAAAAAGAAGCCUGGGAAAAGGGGAUUAUAACAAGGAAAGGCAAUUAUACUACAAAAGUAAUAUGGACUGGACGCGUUCCUAGGAUAUGGGGAAAUCCUUGGAGUAUCAUGCAGCCAACUACAGAGAUAAAUGGGAGUCUCAUUGCUCAUCAUCGCAAAAUGGACCAUCGGUGGUGGCGAGCACAGGCUUUGCGCUACCUGAUGAGGUUUAAUUCUGAAUAUACAUGUCACUUACUAAACAAAGCACGACAUGCUGCAUUUGGAUGGGAAGCUGCAAAUAUGGUCCUUAUGUCAUCUUCCAAAGAUUUUAGUGAGGAAUCAGAAGAUAACAGUGCAUCUGAAAUCGAAAAAUUCGUGUGGUCAAAUCAGAAACCGUGGAUUCCUCAUCCUCUGUUAAGCAUGCAUGUGAGAAUGGGAGAUAAGUCGUGUGAAAUGAAAGUGGUUGGAUUCAACGAAUAUAUGCAUCUAGCCGAACGAAUCAGGAAGCGCUUUCCUCAUCUUAGCAGCAUCUGGCUCUCUACUGAAAUGCAGGAUGUGAUUGAUAAAUCAAAAUCUUACCCUCAUUGGAAAUUCUACUACACGAACGUGACACGCCAAGUGGGGAACACCAGCAUGGCAACUUACGAAGCCAGUCUUGGCCGGGAAAUAAGCACAAAUUAUCCUCUUGUUAAUUUCUUGAUGGCUAGUGAAUCUGAUUACUUCAUUGGAGCAUUAGGUUCCACAUGGUGUUAUCUUAUUGACGGUAUGAGGAAUACUGGAGGAAAAGUCAUGUCCGGUUACUUGAGCGUCAACAAGGAUCGAUUUUGGUAGUGCCACUGCUAAUCAGAAGCUUCUAGUUACUAUGAUGUCGUCCAGUGUGAUGUUCAUACGGUCGAGCCAUGUAACGACUGCCAGCCACUGGACUUGCUUGAAAUGGGAGACGAAGAAAUGGAAGUGUCCCUUUUGUGAAUAAGAUAACUUUGGAUGUAAAUUCUGGAUUAUGAAACUCGUGUCUGUUGUGAAAGAGGAUUCCUUUUUUUUUUUUGGGCACCCUCACAAACAAGCUAAAAGACUUUUUACAUGUAAAUUAUAUGUACUUUGGCAAAUAGAAGCAUAUUAUAUAUAUUGUUCUGAAUGUUA